AUGUACGGAAUAUAUUCAACUACUUCAAAAUUGAAUAAUUCCGAGGCAGUUAGGUUUGCUGUGACAUCUGAAAUGAUGCUGGCCAAAAGAAUAAAAAUCGAUGGCAAAGGAUUGUCUGCCAUUUUUGUUUCGAAUCACGGCUGA
This is a messenger RNA of Racocetra fulgida, 144 nucleotides long. NCBI's taxonomy places the organism in Eukaryota, Fungi, Glomeromycota, Glomeromycetes, Diversisporales, Gigasporaceae. The record is from the annotation of a GenBank genome assembly.